UUUCGUUCUUUUAACUUACAGAUAUAUUUCUAAAUUCUAUUUUUCUAUCAGUGAUAUCAGCGCCAGGUUAGAUUAUAAAAAGAAAAAUAGAGAAAUAUACAGUAUGUUAAUGGCUUCAUAGAGCAAUUAUGUGCAAGCAACUAUUCAGCGUUUUGAUGGUCACUAUGACCAUUGAAGCAUGCUGAUGGAAAAAUUUUUAAGGUCAAAGGAGUAUUGGUCAAUUGUGGAGAUUGGUAUCAGUGCUCCGGCUGAAGGCGAAAUCUUGACGAAUACUCAAACAACGGAGUUUGAAGCAAGAAAGCUAAAAGACUUGAUGGCGAAAAAUUACCUUUUUCAGUCUAUCGAACGUCUUAUCUUAGAAACUAUUUUAUGCAAAGAAGUUUCUAAAGAUAUAUGGGACUCCAUGAAAAAGAAAUAUCAAGGCACUGCUACAGUGAAGCGCGCACAACUUCAAGCCUUAAGAAGGGAUUUUGCGACCUUGCAGAUGAAGGAAGGAGAGUCUGUAAUGAGUUACUGCACUUGAACAAUAGAUAUUAGCAACAAAAUGUGAUUCCAUGGCGAGAAGAUGAACGAUAUCACAAUUGUUGAAAAGAUAUUACGCUCUUUGACGCCGAAGUAUGAUUAUGUCGUUUGCUCCAUUGAGGAGUCCAAAGAUAUAGAUGAGUUAUCGCUUGACGAAUUGCAAAGCUCUUUAUUGGUACACGAGCAGAAGAUGAAUCGAAAUUCAACUUCUGAUGAGCAAGCCUUGAAGGCGUCUACUUGUAUUUCUUCCAAUUGUAGAGGAAGAGGUAGAGGGAGAGGGAGAGGGAGAGGGAGAGGAGAUCGAGGCAAUAGAGAUGGAGGCAACAAAUAUGGCAAUGGAAAUUUUAGAGCCAAUGAUGACUACGACAAAGUGAAAGGAGAGUUUUUGACAAAUCCAAGAUAGAAUGUUAUUGUUGUCAUAAAUUUGGCCAUUAUCGUUUUGAAUGUCGUACAAAGGUUGCCUAAUGAGAAAGGAAAUAUUAUUGAAGGAGUU
Molecule: messenger RNA, 1015 nt
Organism: Solanum pennellii
Lineage: Eukaryota; Viridiplantae; Streptophyta; Magnoliopsida; Solanales; Solanaceae
Exons: 1
Source: RefSeq, a predicted model, not a curated record